Molecule: messenger RNA, 609 nt
Organism: Anopheles marshallii
Lineage: Eukaryota; Metazoa; Arthropoda; Insecta; Diptera; Culicidae
Gene: SelT
Product: thioredoxin reductase-like selenoprotein T homolog CG3887
Exons: 3
Coding region: 1-609 (202 amino acids)
Biological process (GO): cell redox homeostasis
Cellular component (GO): endoplasmic reticulum membrane
Molecular function (GO): thioredoxin-disulfide reductase (NADPH) activity
Source: RefSeq, a predicted model, not a curated record
AUGUUGCGUUCCUUCGUGCGGUCACAUUUUACGCUCCUGGCAGCGGUGCUGUUGGCCGGUAUGGCUGUGAGCAUGGUCGAGGGCGAGAAAGAAAUACCACUUACCAAGUUCAGCCAAGAUGUUGGCGGGUACGGCGCAACGAUGACGUUCCUGUACUGCUAUUCCUGUGGGUAUCGUAAGGCGUUCGAUGAUUACUAUAACAUAAUUCGCGAAAAGUACCCGGAAAUUACGAUCCGGGGCGGUAACUAUGACCCGUCCGGGUUUAAUAUGCUGCUGUCGAAGGUCCUGCUAGUGACGAAGCUGCUGCUGAUCGCGGCACUGAUGUCGAAUUACGAUAUCGGCCGCUUCAUUGGCAAUCCGUUUGCCGGUUGGUGGCGAUGGUGCUUCAACAACAAACUGUACGCAUCGAUGAUGAUCUUCUUCCUCGGCAACACGCUGGAAGCUCAGCUCAUAUCGUCCGGUGCAUUCGAGAUAACGCUGAACGAUGUGCCGGUGUGGUCCAAGUUGGACACGGGCCGGUUUCCUGCGCCACAAGAGAUGUUCCAAAUUAUCGAUAAUCAUCUACAGUUUGCCAACAAGAUCGAGCCAAAUCCUGAUUUCGUAAAAUAA